UCUCUUUGUUUCAUCUCCCUCCAUCUUCCCAAACUUUCUCACUCUCUCUCUCUCUGCAAUUUUCAUUUUCUUAAGUUUCAUCUCUUACCCUUCAAAGAUUAGCCAGAAGAUUAACAACGGGGCUGCUGAUUACCAAGCCAUCUGGGCUACUUGGCUGGAACCAGCAGUCUCUUUGGAACUUUGAGGCUUCUUGCUAAGUUCUUCCACUAAAACAUCACUAGUUCCAGUGAUUUUGGAUGAUUGAGGACCUUUGAAGCCUGAAUCAAUUAAUCAGACAUUUUAUAUCAUGAAAUCUGGACAUGAAGGUGGAACUAUUAGAGAUUCGGGGAUGCAACCUACCUCCAUUUUCCAUGAAGGUGAUCAUUCUAUCCCUGGCAAAGCGUUAGUCUACUCAUCAUCAUCAUCUUUUUCUUCUGAAACUUCCUUGGAUGACCUCUUGGAACUAGAUGUAAAUGCAGUCAGUAUGUUACCUGUAGAACUCAUUCAGAACAAUGGCAUAGGACCUUUGGAGCUAGACUUAAACCAAACAUUAUUAGCUGUGGAACCUGGGCAUUGGAGCAGAGUUGACAGUGAUUUGAUGCCAAGUUCAGCUAGCUCCCUUGGUGAAGCAGAUUCCUUUCCUAGAAAAAGCUCAAGUCGCUCAUCAUCAUCAUCAUCAUCAUCUGCCUCUGAAUCUCCCUCUCUAGAUUCCCUCCAAUUGGGAAUAGAUGUAACCAGAAAGUCCCCUGAAGGUGCUACUAGCCUCCCAAAAUUUGAUGAGGACAAUGAGAUCAGGCCUUUGGAGACUGAAUCAAAUCAGGCAAUAUUGGUUAUGGAACCAGAAAAUGGGAGUAGUACAAACAGUGAUCUGGGGAUGCAUCCUGGUACCGCCAUUGGUGAAGCUGAUCUCUCUACCCCGACCAAACAGCUAGAGCCCUUAUUAUCAUUAUCAUUAUCAAUGUCAUCCUCAUCCUCAGAAUCAUCAACUGAAGAUCCCUUCGAAAUUAGUGCAAAAGCAACUAGUAAGUCCCCUGCAGGCACUGUAGGUCCCCCGAGCCUUUCCAAGGACACUCAAUUAGCUUCAAAUCAUAGCAACAAGGAUAUUCCAGCUAGCUCUAUGCCUAAUCACGAACAAUCUAGUCAUGGAUCGGCAGGGCAGCCAACUGCACAAGUAGUGUCUGGCCGAAGCACUGAAGUGGGCUUCACCAAUAAGCCAACAACACAAUUUCUUCCAGUGCAGGUAAUGGAGCGACCUAGUGAGCCUGCUCCCUCUCAAUACAGGAUUCCAUCUUAUGUGUUUGCUAGAACUAAAUCUACAGUUCCAAUGGAAUGGAGUACCACUUCCAAUGAAUCUUUGUUCAGCAUUCACACGGGGAACAUGAGUUUCACGAAAGAACAAUUCAACUGGCUUGUUAAAUCUGGUGAAUUAGUCAUGACUGGUCCGUUAAUGGACAUCUCAAAUAACCAUUCUCCAACCAAUAAAUCAACUGAAAACAGCCCAAAAAGGGCUACUUUGGAUGAGGUUUCAGGAGUUACUGAAACAAAAGCUUCAAAAACAAUGAGGGAGAUUAUAAUGGAAAAUGAGGCACAUUCUAGUAAAGAUAUUCGGUCUCUUGUUGAGGACGCAUCUCAUUCACCUAGACUCUCUCAUCGUUCAGAUCAGGGUACAAAAUCUUUUGCUUUUCCAAUAUUGUCAGGGGAUGUGGAUAAAGGUUGUUCUACGGUAGGCCCACCUGGGAAAUGCCAAGAGUCAGGAUCACAGCCACAAACUCCCAAAGAAACAUCGAGUGCAGCUGAGACAUCUAAAGCUCCCCCAAAUGCUCAAAACAGAUGGUUCUCAUGCUUCUCUUGUUGCUCAAUCUGAUCCUAAGGACACUGAGUUAUUUAACUCUGUCACAGGCUUGUAUAUCUGUUCAGUAUAGUUGCAUAGUUUCAAACACUAUAAGUUGUGUUAAAAAAUGCAGUAUUUUUUUUUUUUUUUUUUUUUGGAGGGGGUGUAGCUUUACAAUUCCUUUCUUCUUAUUGAUUAGUUUACAUGGCAGAAUCUAUAACUCCUAUAUGGGGAUUCAGAUACAGUCACUUAUUGUGUCAUACGUGAGGUCAGGUUGUCUAGCUACUAGGUGAACCAGGAGGAAUCAAUUGAAGCUAUGGUCAAGGAAUCUCCAGCCAAAUAUUUGUCUAAUGGUGGAUUUGGAUUUCUGAAUACA
Messenger RNA from Quercus robur (English oak), 2186 nucleotides. RefSeq lists its product as uncharacterized. NCBI's taxonomy places the organism in Eukaryota, Viridiplantae, Streptophyta, Magnoliopsida, Fagales, Fagaceae. The transcript is spliced from 3 exons. The coding region runs from base 287 to 1843 and encodes 518 amino acids. The record is from RefSeq and is a predicted model, not a curated record.